Messenger RNA from Cladophialophora immunda, 1026 nucleotides. RefSeq lists its product as uncharacterized. The transcript has a single exon. The record is from RefSeq and is a predicted model, not a curated record. Lineage: Eukaryota; Fungi; Ascomycota; Eurotiomycetes; Chaetothyriales; Herpotrichiellaceae. Bases 596 to 931 code for a protein of 111 amino acids.
CCUUUAUUUUCACCAACCUCACCUUCAAUAUGGAAGCUACACCGCCGCCAGUGCUUCGUGAGUUGGCAAACCUCAGCUCACACUACAACAAGACCAUUUGGAUGUGUAUUGAAGACGCUUGCCUGGAUCCAUCCGAUGCUGAGGCAGUUCCAUCUCGAAUGUACCAGUUGAUCAAGCCUCACGCUCAAUUGACUCCCCCAAAUCGAGACCUACACCUCCGUCAUACGUAAUAUAAAAUAGACCCCAGAGAGUACGAACGACGUCCAUACCUCGAAACUGAACAAGAAUACAAGGACAGAUUAGUGUGUGUCUGAAAGAGUCCCCGAGCACGAGUGCAACGUCUGAUGCCGAAUGGAUCUGGAGAGCACAAGUUGUAAUCAAGGCACUUGAUGUCCAAGGGGGGUUAUUCAGUUCCCAAAACAGGCUUGACAUCAUUCCACCCAAGGAUGUUCUAUGAAUAUGGCUGGAUCUGCCUCAAAGGAGGACAAGGCGUGCCGGCCUGGAGAAACCCUCAGCCGCCUAUGCCCCGUCACCUGGACUGCCUGUGGUGUAUCGAGGACGGUUUUUCUGUCACGUCUUGAAUAAGACAGAGAGAAUGGCAGUGGAGAAGUGGCAUCAGGGCGAUUUACCAGAGACUCUUUCCGGAAAGUUGACUCUCGAUGAUAUCUGGCGGGAUAACAGCGACGCAGUCACACUGGAGAUAGCAACCAAGGGCGAAAAGGCAAAGAGAGGAAGGAAGGACAAAAAUGCAAAGAGGCAAGGGCGGAAUUUGGAAAGGCAAAGAAAGGCAAAGGAGCAGAAAGGCAAACAGGUGCAAAAGGACAAUGAUAUAGGGCUACAGUGCACAGGACGGUUGACAGUCCGACGGUCUCAUCUGCGCUCGUCCUUUUGGGAUCUCCAGCACGGGAUACCUGUCGUCUGUAAAGUAUGAAACUGAUUGGCUCUUUCGGUCAGUACUAUGUUGUCUCGAUGCGCAGGAUCAGAAGACUUUGGUGAGUCGCGCUUUAAACAACGCACUUGUUUGGG